Drosophila yakuba is the source of this 452-nucleotide messenger RNA. RefSeq names its product putative odorant receptor 65c. The coding region runs from base 23 to 355 and encodes 110 amino acids. Gene Ontology annotation, molecular function: olfactory receptor activity; odorant binding. The record is from RefSeq and is a predicted model, not a curated record. Gene Ontology annotation, cellular component: membrane. The transcript has a single exon. Lineage: Eukaryota; Metazoa; Arthropoda; Insecta; Diptera; Drosophilidae. Gene Ontology annotation, biological process: sensory perception of smell.
CGUUUUUCAUGGUACCCUCAUAAUGCAAAUGGGGGUUAACUUAUUCCUAGUAUCACUAUCGGUUUUAGAGGUCAUGGAAGCGCGAAAGGAGCCCAAGGUGGUCGUCCAGUUUGCAAUCCUAAUGCUGCUCGCCUUAGGGCAUCUGUCCAUGUGGUCGUUUUUUGGAGACCUGUUGUCCCAGAAGUCAUUAAAAAUAUCGGAAGCCGCUUAUGAGGCUUAUGACCCCACCAAAGGAUCCAAGGAUAUUUAUAGAGACCUCUGCUUAAUUAUUAGGCGUGGCCAGGAGCCUCUGAUCAUGAGAGCCAGCCCCUUUCCGCCCUUCAAUUUUAUAAACUACAGCGCUGUAAGGUUCUAAAGGCAUUUUAUAUAUUGUAAUUUCUUAUCUAUUGGCUUUUCAGAUACUUAACCAAUGCUAUGGAAUCCUGACAUUUAUGCUAAAGACAUUAGAUUGA